AUGGACCACACACAUAAAAAAGCUAAAAGACAAAGCCAAAAAAGACUGAACAUUAUCAAAGUACUUUCAGGCACGAAAUGGGGAGCAGAUUCUAAAACCCUGAUAAAAAUUUACAAUUCACUUAUUAGAUCAAUUUUGGAUUACGGAUCCCCCUUAUAUAUGACAUCGAGAAACUCAGCACUGACAAUGCUUGACGUUACCCAUAAUGCUGGCGUAAGAAUGGCAUCCGGAGCAUUUAGAAAUAGUCUCAUAAACAGCAUACUCAAUAUUACUGGAGAACAACCACUUCAUAAUCGGAGAAAUCAACUGAUGUUGCAAUACGCAAAACACAUUUUUGCGACAAAAUGUUUCAUUACAUCUUUUCAGCUAAGCAUGGUUUUUUUGGGUCUCACAUCGGCUUCUGAAAUGGCAUACAUGGCAUACGCAUACGCGAAGAUCCGCGAUCGUCAGCUGUACCAAAAGAUGACCGGUGUCGUCAGAGGAUCGAAUCUACUUGGCAAAUGUAUAGCAGCUACAUUCGCUCAGAUCGCGGUUUCAUUUGUGCACCUGGAGUACAGUUCACUUGUUUACCUGUCACUUGCGGGUUCAGUUUUAGCUUUUGUAUUUACAUUUUUUUUCCCUAGAGUGACAUCAAGUAUUUAUUUUUUUCCUGACAGUCCUACUUUAACGCCAAUAAUAAAUUACAAAACAUUUGAAGAUAAAUCUACCAAGGGCUGUAGCGAUUUGGCCGCGGUGAAAAAACGGCCGAAAUCCGUCCGAUUGGUCAUGGAGCAGAUGUACUUGGAGUUGACAGACGUGUACACAAAUUCGUAUCUAUUGAAAUACGCCAUAUGGUUCUCCUUCGCCACCGGCAUAUACUUUCAGGUGUUGACAUACAACGAUGUGCUUUAUUUGGAUCUGAACGAAAGAGACCCGUUCAACAACAAACUGUACAACGGCGGAGUCGACGCUGUGGCUUUUAUCACGGGUUCAUUGUCUUCGUACUGCAUGGGGUUCCUGAAAGUGGAAUGGAGAUCGGCAAGCAAUUAUUUCCUAUUCUUUGGCUCGUUAUUGAACUGUAUAGCACUGAGCGUGUGCUAUGUGACGACAUCGUUGAACUUGGUGUAUGUGAUGUACAUAUUAUUUUGUUUCGCGUUCCAAUCAAUGAACGUUGUAGCCAGAUCUGAAACUGCGAAGUACUUGAAACACGACAGUUUCGCCUUCAUUUUCGGUUUCUUAUUUUUCAUUUCACUAUUCGUAUCGAGCGCUUUAACGUACUUGUUCGUCCAAGGUACUAUUUUCGUGGUACCGGUGAACUCACAGUUCCUACUUUACGGAUUGAUUAAUGGAGGACUUGCGCUUUGGUUCUUCUUACAAAUAUGCAUAAAAAAAUGUGCAUUUUAAUUAUUAACAUGCAUUAAUAAUGUCGGUGUUGGUGAGUUGCGGCCCGAUCCCUAAAUAACAUACGAAUUGCGGCCCGUGUUUAUGAAACAGACGUGUGAGUUGCGGCCUGUGUUUAUAAAACAGACGUACGAGUUGCGGCCACAUUUUACAUUUUAUUUAUCACUUCAUAUCAGCCUAUCAGCGUUACCCAGAAGACACCACGAGGAGGUUGGCUGAGUCGUCUCCCAAAAAUUUGUAUUUUUUUAUUUAUGUAAAAAUGGCUAAAUGUAUGGUAAUUUAUGGUAAAAUGAAUUUUAAU
This is a messenger RNA of Sipha flava (yellow sugarcane aphid), 1681 nucleotides long. Its product is annotated as thiamine transporter 2-like. Gene Ontology annotation, biological process: transmembrane transport; vitamin transport. Gene Ontology annotation, molecular function: vitamin transmembrane transporter activity. Gene Ontology annotation, cellular component: plasma membrane. Lineage: Eukaryota; Metazoa; Arthropoda; Insecta; Hemiptera; Aphididae. The record is from RefSeq and is a predicted model, not a curated record. The coding region runs from base 1 to 1383 and encodes 460 amino acids. The transcript is spliced from 9 exons.